Messenger RNA from Heterostelium album PN500, 210 nucleotides. RefSeq lists its product as uncharacterized. Lineage: Eukaryota; Evosea; Eumycetozoa; Acytosteliales; Acytosteliaceae. Bases 1 to 210 code for a protein of 69 amino acids. The transcript is spliced from 3 exons. The record is from RefSeq and is a predicted model, not a curated record.
AUGACAAGAGGUAAACAAAAGAUCGACGCUCAAAAAAGAAAUCAAGAGAAGAAUCAACCAGCCAAAGGUAGUCAACUUGAACAUAGAGCUGCUGCUUUUAAGAUUCAAUGUAACAUUUGUAUGGCUAUGCUUACGCAUGAAAAUCAGGUUAACCAGCAUUAUGAGUCAAAACAUCCUGGUAAACCGAUAAAUCCGAAAAUGGUUCAAUAA